CUGACGUUCAUCGUUCCUGUCUUCGCCACAAAGAGCACAUUUGCAUUGAGACUAAGAGGAUUUACAGUUUACAUUAAGAAGACAAUUUCCUUUGACUCCGAUGCGCAGGUAACAGCUUUCUGACAGGUUAUUCAUCUGAGAGGGAAGUGCGCAACAAUUAUCCUCCCAGCUAUUUCAUUUAUUUAUUACUUAUUUACUAUUUACUUUAUUACUUUAUUUUUUUAUUUUUUAUUUUUAUUUUUUCUUCCUGGACUAUGUAAACUGCUGAAGGACUUUCCCUAAAGUUAACGGAUAUGCAUCCUCACCCAGCUAUGACUGAUUUGGGGACUAUUUGACAAGAUGAAGAUGAUGCCGUUCCACGCAAGAAUCAUGCUCAUCAAAAUAUUGGCACUGAUUCUCUUACAAGGUGUGUUGGCGUCCCCUGUGCAGCCUGAGCGGGACUCCAGGAGCCUCCCGGGCUCCAAGCUGUUUGGCUCCCGGGAUUCACAGCUGUCUGAGGGCGCAAAGUCCAGACAAAAGCGCUGCACCUGUUAUUCCUACACGGAUAAGGAGUGCGUCUACUACUGCCACUUGGAUAUCAUCUGGAUUAACACCCCCGAGCGUACUGUGCCCUAUGGUAUGUCCAGCUACAGAGGACACCAGAGAAGGAGACGCGCCGUCGGAGGACGAACGUCCGAAAGUGACGGGCUAAACACACCACGCUGCAUUUGUGUCGUGGCUGAUAAAGAGUGCCAGGACUUUUGUCUUUCAAACUCCAGUCAAACUCUGUCAAGCAAGAGUCUGCACAGAGUCCCCGGCCUCGGAUGACAGUUUUCACACCUUCCCCAUCUUCUGGUCCUUCUUCUUGGGUGAAUGGACCCUCCUCUCCUCUGCAGCCCCUUCCCCUUCCCACUCCGUUUGGCACCUUGCCUCCCAGGUACACAGUCGAGUGAAGAACUUCGGAGCUGAACACUGCCAACAUUCCUCAAAACUCUUGGAACAUGUUCCAUCAAGCCAAGUGGAUUCAAGAACUCUACAGCAGAUUUGAUGCAGAUCCCUUGAGGCUGUUCCCCUUUCAGUGCCCUCCUGAGAGCAGCGUGGGGAUUACUUUCCCCCAUAUUAACAAUAUUUUAGUAUACUGGCCUUGCAUAUGUCAUGCAUAAGACUAACUCUUUGGUUUCAUACCUGGUGUUGUGGACUACUCUUGGCAAAAUCUGUUAAGCAAUACAAUCAUUUCCUAUCUUUUAAAAAAUGGAAAGCAAAGACAAUUCCACAAAACUGUGAGGGAAGCAAAAAGUUUCCUGAGGAUCUGUGGAAAGCAUGCGUGAGACCUAACAUUGCAAUAUUUGGGCAUUAAAAGCACUAAAAAGUGCAAACAAAUACAGGGGUAAGCGUUUGACCCCAUAUCGUCUGAAUUUAUGUGACAGUAUUAUUGAUCCAUGAAUUUGUCAGAUUAUGUAAAGUCUUUAUGGGAAGUGUUGACUGUUAAGUUUCAUAUAUACUUUUACGACAAGGAUGACCAUACUCCCUGUUAUUUUACAACUGGCAAACAUCACACCUGUAUUUGCUGUGCCCAACUCAAGCCAGUGUAAAAAUGUUCGUACAGUAUUUUUCAGGUGUGUAUUUCUUCUACUUUAAUAGUAAAGUAAAGCUGAUGAUGUUCUAUUUUUUUGUUUCUGACAUGGACAAAAAUGCGGUUGGCAUGUGUUGAAAAAACAAGAAAAAAUGUUUGUGAACAGCUGCACUCUGAAUUUCAUGUACCGUAAUAUUAUAUUUGUGAGUAAUCGAAAAGAUAUGCAGCCUAUUAGUCGAGGAUUAAACGUACUGUCUCUUCAUUGUAUCAAAUUAAUAAGAUGUGCUACUAACUAAAAAUAACAUACACCACCAGCCCCACCAGCAACCCCCCCCCCCCGAAUUUCCUUCUCCCGGAAGGCUUGCGUCCUCCCAUCAGCCAGUAACUAAAUCACUGAAAUACUUCAGUUUCCUUCGACCAGUGCAGAGAAGUGAUUGCACCUUGAGAAAGUUUCAUUACUUUGGAGAAAGAUUUCUCAUUUCACAAAACAACUACAGUGUAAAUUGAUAAUAUGAUUAACAAUGUAGAUAAACGUUUGUGUGGAUAGUGUGUUUUUUUGGCAGGAAACAUGGUAUCUUAGUCAUCCAAACUGCUCGUAAAAUUCCGUAUUUGUUUGGUCACCGUAUGCUGUUUAAAAAUGCUAAAAAACUAAGUUUUAUUACAUUAGAAAAGAAAAUGUAAUGAAUCCAGUACGUGGACAGGUAUUAAUUGGUGGUUCUGAGCUUAUUUGCAGCUACAGUACAUGUCACUGAGAGAAUUAUAUGAGAAUGUUAAGACAAAACAUCGCUGCUUUUUCCUUUAAACAUAUAGGCUUAAACUGGAGUUUUAGUGUUUUUUCUUUCUGUAUUAUCAGGUGCAGUAGGGAAUUUGGUACAUGCACCUGUCGUAAUUGCCACAUCUGUGUGUUUGUUUGUGGGUGAGAGAGGGAAACUAGCUGGUGUUUACACCCAACCCAAGAUUUCUUGUUAGGAGUUGUGUCUGGACUCUGGUUUGGUCACUGUGAAAUGUUAUCCACGAUUAUCUGUUACACAUUUAAUAAGUUCUCUGGCUCAAUAUUGAAUGGUUUGUCUUUUUGGAAGGUGCACUACCCCUUCAACCCAAAGAUCUUAUCUAGAUUCCUCCAGAAUCCUCCAGAAUAACAUGCAGUCUUCUUUCCUGAAGUUUAUUUAAGGUUAAAGCAUCAUCCCAAGGCCACCCUGAUGGAUCUGAAACAUUCCUCUAUUAACAUCUCAAAAUAGACCAGCGGACACUGCACAGGGCUAAUUUUUGCUUCACCGAGAUGGGUACACACAGGCUUGCUUAAACUUUCCAAAAGCUUAGGUUGACAGAGGAAAAGGGUUUUAGUCCCUAACGCAACCCAAUCUCCCAACAGAAUGAGUAAUAGCUAUACUGAUCCAUAAAAACUCAAUUACCAUGUUUUUCUGAAUAAAUUCCCUCUGUAAAUGCAGUAACACAGCUUAAAUGUUGCUACAUGACGAUAUCAUUGUUAGCAUGUACUAUUAAAGUCUUUCUAAAGAACUUUCAUGAUCAAGUCAUCACACAAGACUUAGCACAUGUUUGAUAGUGAUGGUUUGGACAUACAGAAGGAGGAGAAAGAGUGAGGCAAUGCAUUACUCUGUUUGCUUCCAUGCAUGACACCAUGGGUUGACAUGGGUUAUCUACACACUUUUGUACUCAGCUCUCUGUUUUGAAUGGUUACGCUUAUAGUUCAUAAUUAUGGUGUGGGUUAGAAGAAAAUGCAUGGUUAGUUCUUACACGUGUUAAUAUUCCAUGGACCACAUACAGUACCAUCAUCUCUAGUCAUAGAACGUAAAACUGCUAUGUUUUCAAAAUGUAGACCAACAUACAAUACCUAUUACACACUUUCUCAUGAGACUGGGUUAAAAAGUGCAUUUUAGAUGAUAUUAAAGUAAAUAAGACACGUUCACCACCGAAAACAUGGUAGCAGCAGCAUAAUGCUUUGACUCUUUAGGGAAUUUCAAGAAAUUCCCCAGAAAAUAAACUUGGCCUUGGGAUGUGUUGGACCUUCCGACAGGACAUUACAGCUGACCUGAUCGGAUGAUGGUUAAUAGAGAACAGUGUCAACCAGGCACAGUCUGGACAUAGCCCUCAACCAGAAUGACAAUCAAAACGUUUGUUAGUGUAAAUAAACCCUUUAAUUCUCUUGGUUGCAACAAAAUAAUUCUUUGCCACAUAUUAUGGAUAAGUAGUAUGAACCCUUCUGAACUUCACAUUAGCAUUUCUUGGUCAUAUCUAUCACGAAAUCAGACCUAUCUCAUGCCAUUAAAAAAGAAGUCUUCAGAAAGCUGUUAAUCAUUUAAAAAGUCCCUAUAAAUCAAAGUGGAGCAUGGCGUUGAAUAAUUUUGAGAUUAAAAUGAGAGAAAGAUCUAGCCAUCUCAAAUAUGAAAUCAAUUUGAAUAUAACAAUGGAAUCAACACUCUUGUGAAACUUGUUUACUUUGAAGAAGCUAUUUCUACAAGAUCAUCUCUAUUGGUAUGCAUAACCUUCAUGUUUAUAGUUUUCAUAAAAUGUCCUGGAAACCUCUGUCCAAAAGUACGUGAAGAAAAAAAAUAUAUACAAGGUCACAAGUUUUGUACAGUCAUUUUCAAAAGUACCCCUUUUUUUAAAUUUCAAAUGUUUAUCUAUCAGGAUAUAAAUGACCAUAAGCUGUUAAGUCAUGGGGUGUACUUAGUUUUUCACUUUUUCUUUCUAAAUUAUAUCCCUUUGUUCAAUGAAUGAUGACAUGUGUUAUGUGUUCUUCAUCUGAGGUUACAUCUACCACAUUUUAAGGCCUGAUGAAGACCAGAUGAUUUUUUUUUUCUUAAAUUAUUUUUUGUUGUCCUGAUACACAAAACUUAAAACAUGUAAAAGGGGGUACUAACUUUGAAUGUGACUGCAUAUAUUUUAACGGUGUAUCUCCUUUUAUACAAUGUAUAGCAUGUAUCUAUGACUUGUAUAUACAUUCAUGGUUCACAUAUUUAUAUAUUUUAAGAUUUUGA
Molecule: messenger RNA, 4551 nt
Organism: Cololabis saira (Pacific saury)
Lineage: Eukaryota; Metazoa; Chordata; Actinopteri; Beloniformes; Belonidae
Gene: edn3b
Product: endothelin 3b
Exons: 4
Coding region: 340-807 (155 amino acids)
Biological process (GO): regulation of vasoconstriction; intracellular calcium ion homeostasis; vein smooth muscle contraction
Cellular component (GO): extracellular region
Molecular function (GO): hormone activity; endothelin B receptor binding
Source: RefSeq, a predicted model, not a curated record